Messenger RNA from Fraxinus pennsylvanica, 315 nucleotides. The record is from the annotation of a GenBank genome assembly. NCBI's taxonomy places the organism in Eukaryota, Viridiplantae, Streptophyta, Magnoliopsida, Lamiales, Oleaceae.
AUGAGUGCACCAAGAAAAGCAUGGAUUGUGGCAGCAAGCAUUGGAGCAGUUGAGGCACUGAAAGAUCAAGGAGUCUGCAGAUGGAAUUAUCCUUUAAGAUUACUGCAUAAUCAUGCCAAGAACAAUCUCAAAUCCUAUUACCAGACUCAAAUUCUACCUUUAACUGCAAGAUUUUCUUCUUCACUUUCUCCUCCUCCUCCUCCUUCUUCUCCUGCUGCUGCUGCUGCUGCUAUCGCGAAGAUGAAGAGAAGUGAAAAAUCUAUGGAUAAAGUGAUGGAUUUGAGCUGUUGGGGUCCCAGUACUGUUAGAUUCUAA